GUUGUUUUGGUGGUGCGGCUGCCGGGCUUCCUCCUUCUGGAGUCUAUACUUGGAACACUUAUUUCCGAAAGUGAGAACUUGUGUGGGUUACUACAGUUUGGUGUAGUUGGAUCCCAAGUCCUUGUAAGUACGUGCUUAAUACGCAACAUUAAGUCUUUCAUUUUUCGCAUCGAAAAAACUUCUUGAUGAAUCAAUUUUCUGCAUCUUAUUUAUUAACACGAUAAGCGGAUUUUGUUGAGAUCAUCUUGUUCUAUGUGAAGAGCUGUCGAGACGAUGCGGCAAGUAGUCUAUAAGGAGACUGGACGAGUCUAUAAGGAGACUCGCGGGAGUCUAAAUUUCAAAAAAACGAACCCGUUUCUCCACCCUCUCUACCUGCCGUCCACGAGGAGAAGUGUCACGACACUCGCUCACAAAAGCACACGGCCAGACGGCAUAACAUGUGGACUACUAGAUGUCGCAGAGCGCCGCAGAAGUCGACCAAGUACACCAGAUACAACUAUUAAGGGCUAUGCUAAUUUGCGUUUCAAAUAAGGUAAUUUGAGUAUCUUUUGUCAAAAAUUAUCUCAUGGAACUCCUCGUUGUGAGAGUGGACGCGACGUUUGUUGACCCUGCCGCCUCUAAUACAUCGAGCCGAACGCCUUCAAGUUAUGAACGAAAGAAACGACUUAUGGUUGUGAGCGUGGGGGCGAGCUACUUAAUUGAAUCCUUACGGUCGUCAGGAUUGAAAGGGCGGUGGCAUAUAGUCCUAACGCAAAAAAAAAAAAGAAUCCUUACGGUCGAGUGACGAUAAGGAACAGGGAAACACACAUGACAUUCCCGCUAAUUGAGGCCUCCAACAGCUACGAGAAGGCAUGAGGGCAGCCAGCGUGCGGCACCAUCCACGCUUCAACAGAGGCGAUCGAUUUUCGGUAGUGUAUCGGAUCCACCUGCUGACGAUGUCGAUGUGCUAUGCAUCGGAGCGGGGAUCAUGAGCUCAUCUGUAGCUCUCCUGCUGAAGCUCCUGGAACCUAGUUGGAAAAUUUAAGAACGAUAUCAGUCUAUCAUUCUACAUCUGGGUCACAACCUAAUACUUUAUAGAUCUUCAAACAAUUAGAAAUACUUGGAACAAGUCUCGAGUGUAGAAUAGCCUUGAUGUGGUAAAAACAAGGACAGAUAUGAUUAAAAAUUACUGUGCAUACCCGUCCAAGGACUGGGUAUAUCAUCAUCAAUAUUCAUACCUCACUCGUCUAACAACAAGGGUGUCCCGGUCGUUCACUUCUUUCUUGACUCCGGUAGAGUAGGCCAGAUUUCUUUUGUGUAGAUACAUGGUUGUACCCGCGAGGAAUUUCAUUCGAGUGAUAUGGUGUUCUACGUAGUCCCCAGUCGACGCACUAAUUCUAAUAUUAUAAGACGAAAGUAGGGCAACACCUCUAAUUGGUUUGGGUGCACAUCACUACUUCCGAUAAGCAUUCUAGUGCUACUUUUGAUAAGAAUUCUUCUAGUUUACCAAAUCGCUACGUCUGGAGGAAUUAUCAUCUUCUAAAGAAUAAAAAUCGUGGAGAGGCUGGAGGCCCCAGCCCUGGAAUCUUCGGAGGCCUACAAUAAUGCAGGCACCGGCCACUCCGCAUAUUGUGAGUUGAAUUAUACCCCAGAAGUCCAGAGGGAGACUGGGGCUGUUGACGUGGAUGUCUCCAAGGCCAUCGAGAUCUGCGAAAAAUUUCACGUAUUUAUCGUCUCGUACUUUGGAAACUAUGCAUAUUAUUCAUUAGUUACUGUGUUGACGAGUACUAGCCAAACUUUUUAGUCCUCUUCGAGAUAUAGUGUGUUACGCUUACGUAAUACUGGCCUCGGCUAUCAAUAUCAUUCUACUGGCAAGGCUAUUCCUUGUCCUUAACUAAUCGCAAAAGUGUAGAUUCUCAUCAUUAUUAGUUACUGAUCUCUACUAGUAAGUACUAACUACAACUCUACUAUCGCUCAUCUGCUGGCUACAACUGCAAAGCCCAACUUAACUCUAACUGCAAAGCCCAACUUGACUCUAACUGCAAAGCCCACCUUAACUUUAACUGCAAAGCCCGUCUCUUUUACCAGAAUGCACCUCCCCCACACCUGACUCUAACUGCAAAGCCCGUCUCUUUUACCAAAAUACAACAACUCCCACAGACCUCGAAACAGUGGUGGUCGUACUUGGUGAAGGAAAAGAUUCUUGAUAUCCCGGUAAAGUCCUGGAAUAACCCUACGGGUCAUAUGGCUUUUGUACACGGAGACAAGAAUGUCGAAUUUCUUAAGAAGUUACGAUGAAGUAGCAAUGACUGGAAACAAGUAUAAGUACUAUAGCUAUAUUAAUGAACCGCCCGAGGAUAAGUUAGCACUUGAAUACGAAUCCCGGUCACGAAGCGUCCCAACUCAUGAAAAUAUGACAUAUCUUCAUGACAACGAUACGAGGCGAUGAGGCGCGAGCCUCUAUUCAGCUCGAUGCAAUACAGCGACAAAGAGGAAAAAGUCGCCGAAUGUUAUGCCCUCACUUUCAACAAUUUCGGAAAAUAGUUUCAUGUUGGUAGAGGUCAAAGAAACCUUUCGCAUGGACCUGGUAUGUUCUUUGAGCUGAAUUAGCAGUACGGCGUCCCGAAGAAAGUCAAAUGACAUGUUGAUGUGGACCGUGUCCGAGUCGGGUUCUUUCCUUUCCACUACUCUAACUUUUGGCGCCACUAUUGCUGGAUGGAAGAGGAGUAGGGGAACCUUUGGCAGUUACGAUGAUGGAUUGCGGAACUGAUAACGAUUGGGGAAGCCUCACAGGAGGUAAGUGCAUCUAAGUACAUUUUUUAGGGGACUGAUUGAUAAUCUUUGGGAAAGCCUCGCCAGAGGUGACUUCUGGAAGUAGUAAAUCUUUUUUCCGUUUCAUGUACAUUUUUUGAUUCCACAUUGAUUUAGCACCGCUUUACUUGGUUCCAAUAUGUAUCAACGUAGGACUCAUUACGGAGCAGCCAUCUUUCCGUGAUAAUAUCCAGUACUACCGUAAUAGCAACGUACUGAAAUGAAAAGGAAACGGUGCCAUUGGAACCACUAGUACCUUACGACUCAAGCUGCUUUGGUUCCCAUAGCAAAGUUGUGCCAACGCACGUGACCUCUCGGACGUUCUGUGUCACUUUAUUAAACUACCAUCAAAUAUACUAAAACCAAAUGUUGGUUGCUUAAUUCGGGAGCUGUUUUGUUCAAACUUUGCAUCCACCGUAGCUCCCGAGCUAUACCUUCACUAACUGUCUCCUUUGACUCUGCUUGUUAGGUGGUUAAUAUGUGUUAGUCGUGUUGAGAAUAGCUUCUAGAGGCGGUCUAUAAAUUGGCUUAGAAGUUGGAGCUCCCUGUGUUGAUCAACGCUAGAAGCUUCAUCUGUCGGCCAGAAGACCUGAGUAUUCUCGUGCUCGUUUUUUGCUUCGUGCCACUCAUCUCUUGAUCUUUCUAGUUAGCUUGGAUAGAAAUUAGCGCUUGCAUAGAGAUUAUCCGAGUACAACAUGUUCAUAUUCGAUGUAUUUAGCACCUUUUAAUACCUGGCUACCCUAUCGAUUUGAGGAGCUAGUGACCGAGUCCUCAAGACUGAGGCCGGUUGCUGAUAUCUAUCUAGUGACCCAGGUGUGUACUCAGACGUCGACAGUCAUUAUACGCAUCAAGAUGAAGUGACUCGGGUGUCUAUCAGCAGUGCGAAGCGUGUGCGCAAGAUAUCUAUUUAGUGAUCGAGUCAAGACUGAGUCCGGUUGCUGUCGUCUGAGUAGACAUCAGGGUCACUGAUCGGGGAGGGUGCUUUAGCUCUACAUUGAUCUAUGUCUAUUGUAAUGUUCACCUAUCUAAUAGAUAUUUUGUUCAUGGCUAUAUUUGUAGUCUGUUUUGGAUCUAGUCAUCGCAUUUCCGUACCUUGACCUAUACAAGACCACGAUUAGUCAAGAGUAAGUAUUAUACUUCUCAUACUAGUAUCUGAUAAUCCACCAAGUUCAAGCACGAUUACAGAAUUCGUUAUGGUUCUAAUUUAAUAUUUUUAGAACUCUAAAUUAGAAAAACUAGCGUAUCUCUUCAUUUUACCCUCACAGGUUUAACGUCUGCUUUUCUUCGUGCUGGUGGGCAGCUAGAAACCAAUACAGAGGCGCAGACACUAACAAAAAACUUGGACGGCACCUGGACAGUCAAUUGCAGGAGCACAGUGACUAAGGCCAUCGCGAAGACAGGCCAUUUUGUUUCGAGCUAGUCAUACUAAUUCUUACAGCCAGGAGAUUGGAUCUAUAUUUAGAUAGAUGUUGCUCACCGAAAAGCAGCUCUCGAGCUUCCGUGUAAUGCUAGAAGUGCGACUAGUAUCGUCGCAUUUUUCCUCUCGCUCUACGAGGCUCUUAGACUACGUACGUAACCCGUGAAGGCCAGCCCCUUCUCUGCAUUACCUGGCAAGACAACCACAGACAAGCCAGGAUUUGACUAAAGGCCCAGGCACUCGAGAAACUUGCGUAGGGAUUAGCAGCCAAAGUAGCUUCGUUCUCCAUCGCUUCAGCUCUAACCUAAGUGGAAUGUCGGCGACCGGCCUGCCGGACCCCUUCGGCUUAGGGGCCAGAGAGCAGAACACAACCCGAGCGAAGUUUGUCUAUAUCGGCGCAGGUAGAGUGUGUAUACAGUUAUAGUGCACCGUCUGCGGCCGCUGCGCGCUCACAUAACGUAUUCACAAUGGCCCACCGCCUCGGUGAGAUCCCCCGCGCAGAGUGCUACCAUAUCCUGCAUCGCCAUCCAAUUCCCAACAUCGGAGGGGGGCCGACGUAGAUCGUCGCACAUUUUCGGGUGCUAGGGGCGAUAAGUGAAACCUUGCCCCACGCGAUCGCUGGGCGCAUCAAGUCAAUCAGGCCAAGGCCUGAGGAGCGAAGCAACCCCGAGAAGAAAUUAUCUGAGAACCUGCACGGGGCGCGCGGGGCUUGCCUUGGUCAAGGAUAUGAACGACAAAGGCCCCGGCCCGUUCUGGCUAUGAGUAUAGCUGGCAGAGGCCCGGCCGCCGACUCCAAAUUCUAUUAUCCUGAUUUUAGAGCGACGGCGCCGCACAAAACAAAACAAAAGAGGCGCAGGCACAGCGAGCGGGGGCAUGGGGUGUGCCACUGCGUGACGGGGAAAGCAGGCAAGCAGGCCCGUCGAAACCUGGGGCCACUCACUGCACGCACCAGUGAGGGCGCCCCCGCGGUGUGAAAGGGGUAGCGAGCUCGGGGAAGAAUAUGAGAGGAGGGUGCUCGCGUGCCGCGAGGGUCUGGCGGAUUGUUUCGCCCCGCGCCACCGGGCCGCCUGCCUUCGCCUGCGCUGUCGGGUGGGGGGUGGUUGCGCUGCGGGGCUUCUGUGUGUGCAUGUGGGGGCCGCGCGGCUUGGCCUCGAUGUGGUGGCUUUCUGCGUAGGGUCGUCGGUGUCGCGUCUGGGGUGAAGGAGGUGGCGGGGGCGGGUCUGCCGCCGCGCCGCGGCUCUGCGUGGAGUUAGCUUGCUGCAGGCGCAGCAGUAGCAAGCGCAAAAUCUGCAUGACAUGCAGCGAAGGACGAGGGCGAGAAAGAUAAUAGAAAGAGGGAGGGGCGAGGAAUGAGAAAAGGGGCAGGCGGCGCCGCAGGGGCGCGGGCAGUGGGCGCCGCCGCCCCCUCGGCUCGUUCGGGGGGUGAAAAAGCGGGCGCAGGCGUGCCGGCGUUUGUGGUCUGGGUGAGGGGCUGGCGGUGCUUCGUGGCGCUGGUCUGGGGGGUCCGCGGGGAGGAGGGUGGCGGCCCCGCGUUGUUUAUCGUCCGCUUGUGGAGUCGAGCUUGAGCGCCGCAGAGUCUGCCAGGGCAGGAGCUUGGGGCCCGGCUAGUGGAGGAGGUUCGGGAGCUUGCAGCACCCAGGGGGUGUGGCUCAGGCUUAGAGAAACUGCAGAGAGGCUGGUAGGUGCCUACAGUCGUUGUGCUCGUGUGCUUUCUUGGACAGUUUAGCCACCCCGCCCAGAAGUCGGCGCAUGAGUCCCACGACUAUUGUUUAUUGCGAUUCUGCUUGUUAUUGCAAUUCACUCUUUGAUCGCUGUACGUAGCUAGCUGUUCUUGUUGUGCAAAAUUUGCAGGUGGUGCCUCGAUUCAGUUGCUGCAGAAGAGUGGUAUUCCUGAAAUCAAGGGGUAUGGCGGGUUCCCAAUUAGUGGGCAGUUCUUCGUUUGCCGGAAUCCCAGCGUAGUUAUGACAUAAUCUCUCAAAACUCCACACUGAUGGAGGAUACAACUCCUUGUUUUUCCCACCAGCAUGUUCUUCACCACGGCAGCUUGCCUUGAUGUUAGAAGGUGGGCAAGCAUUUCGCUUCCCUCUUCAUGUAUUCGUUCAUUGUAUGGUUUGAACAUGCUUUUCCUUCUGUCGCUGAUUCCUCUAACAUUGUGCAGCGUCAUACAGUAAAAGCGUACGGGAAGGCGAGUGUGGGUGCGCCUCCGAUGAGCGUUCCGCAUCUAGACAGGAGAUACAUUCGAGGUGAGGAGCUCCUCCUCUUCGGACCUUUUGUUAAGAAUUUUCCAGUUGAUGGUUCUCACUAGAGGUCCAGAAUGAGCACUCUGACUCUGAGUAACGUUUCUGAUGUGAGUACCUGAGAUUAAGUGAGCCCAGAAUGAUUAUGCCCCUGCUUUUCUAUCGAGUUGAAUUUGACCUUUUAUCGAUUUUAUUUUUUAUUUGAGCCGUAGUUAUCCAGACGAAACGCUCAUAGUUUCGUCAGGAUUGCUGGUGCACAACUAAAACUAAUCUGAAUGCAGGGACAUAUCGAUAACGGUGAUGACAGAUCAAUAACAGUUUUCGAUUUAGUAGGUUCAAAAUUUGUACAUUCAAGUUCAACGACGCUCUCCUCUAACGUGCCUGGUUUCUCGCCAAACUUCCUGAAGCGCGGCUCUCCGCUUGACCUACUCAGCAGUGUGAACCCAUUCAACGUACUAUCAGUGUUUUUCUGGUUAAAUAAGUACUCGCACUAUCAGAGCUUAUCUCUGCGUGUACUAGAUGAAACAGUACUAAUAUCAGGAAUACACACAUGACAAGGCAAGUCUUGUUUGAAAGCGGUGUAUUAGACUCUCUACAACUAGUGCUAUGCCAACCGGGAUCCGCAACCCUAAUAUACUGCUCUGUAAUAUAUCACUUCGCGCUCUUUCUUCUAGGUCUUCUUUUGCCCAACGUCGAGGCACUAGGCUCUGCCUAUUCCAUCACACUGCUGAGGACUACUAGUUCAAAAGAAUCAUACAGAUGAAGUGUUCUUGCAAUCAUUGUUCUGUGUUUCAAAAUUUAGGAAUUCUAGAACAGGAUCUCGCAAGAUUUAUCCAUUCUAGAAGUAGCUCUCCCCAUGAUGUUCUUGCACUCAAUGCUCCAUCCCCCCAACAUGAUGAUUCUCAGUUAAUCCCGAUGGCUGCAGCGGGUGGCCAGAAUAUCGAUCUCAGUGUUUACCUUGCGAAGGAGCUUGCAGCCACCAAGGAAGAACGAAUGGGGUCUUUGAUAUGGCAGGCUUUCUUAGAUUAACUACUCACGACAUUCACACACAUGAAUUUACUUAGACUAAUUCAAACUACAGCACUCACUUCACAUGAGGCUCGCUUAGACUACUUAUAAUUUAUAUUUAAAUUACAUUCACAUGAAUUUCCACUCACAUGAACUACGCACUCUCUAAUGUCCCGAGAAUUCUAUCCGGCAGCAAGAUCAGAGGACUGGGAACAGAUCACAGCGGGGCAGAGGGUACUAGUUACCAUUUUUAUGUGUGUGUGUGUAUACAUAUGACUUCAUAGACAUACUUACCCUUACACAGCAGGGUCGAUAUUACUUCUAGCGAUUUUUCGUCCUCUAGCUCUGUAUUAUGUAAUAGUUAUUGUCUCAAAACAUAGUACAUUAAUUAUCAUUUUUACACUGAAACAUAGUACAUCUAAAUGACACGUGGUUCUUACGAGUUCUACCAUCAUCGAGGCAACCACAGUGAAUAGCACACGAGGAUGAUGAUGUACAUAUCAAGCGGUUGACAUGUAGAAGAGACGUCUUGAUCCCAAGUUACAAACUAGAAAUUGUGCCACCUAUUUUUUACAUUGUGAAGCUGGUCAUCGUCAUGCCCGUUUUCAGGUUCUUUCUCUAAAUGACACGUGGUUCUUUGCAGGCCUAUUACCUCCGUCAUCAAGGAAACCGUCAUGUAUUAAAUGUAAUAUUAUUGUCUUUUCAAAAUGAAAAAUGCACUACUACAGGUUCAGAUUAUGAAGGAGCACCCGUCCAAAUAUGGGGUAAUCCAGUUCGGAACCGAGAUCAUCCAAGCCGGAGACGGUACACUAUCCGGCCUCAUGGGGGCCUCACCUGGCGCGAGCGUGAGCGUGCAAGUCGCUCUAGAUGUAGUGGAGAAGGCCUUUGUUAUGGACAAUGUCUAGUACAACUGCUAGUAUUACUCGAAAACUGUAAAUAAGCGGAAGCACAAUGUCUCUAAUAGUUUACAACUAACAGGGGUACAUUUGGAGAAUACGAACAAUGUCUAGUACAACUGUACUAGUUGUAGUACUUAUUUUGGAGAAUAAGCACAAUGCCUGUAAUAGUUUACAAGUAACUAGUAGGACUAUUAGUAGGUGAUGUACGUAAUGUCUAGUAGGUGACGUGAUGUACAACUAAAUUGAUGUAACUAUGAAUGUGUAAGUAUGCAGAAGCUGUGGGAGAUGGUAAUGGGAACAACAAGAACAUGAUCCAAAUCCUCUUUAAAGCUGAUCAGAGAGAGUCACCAUGAGCACUCCUUUACUUUGAAGCUGGGCAAUAAUUGGUUGCUCAUCUGGUUUGUAGUAACUUACAACUAGUCGUAUUUACAGUGAAUGACUAAAGUUAUUUCCUCGUCUUUUUAUUUAUGUUUUCCAUGCUUGGCUAGUCUUUCUUACUUUGUCGUCGUUUUUCUAGUGACUUACAUGUUGGUGGAGGAGAAGAUGGAGGAAGAGAGAUGAGAAUGAAAAUAUGAGGAGAGUAGUCAACACGAGUCUCGAUUAAGCCCUGUCUCUAACAUGUGGCAACUAGCAGCAGGCAAGUGGAAGGGCAAGCUGGAGGCGAUGGUGCCAGGAUUUAAGAAGGACCUAAAUUUGGACAAAGACCUCUACGAGAAAAUCGUGCUUGGACCCGGAGGCACUCAUGAGACCUUAGGAAUUCGAAAUUAAUCCAGAGAAGACGAACGAAGAAAAUAAAAAUGAGCGAUCGCCAGCGGCGCUAAAGUUAUUAUAUUUUUUUGACAGGGCCACGACAGCGCCGGCGCUUAACUAGUAGUAGAAAAAUUCUUGCCUAACCUUUCUUUUUUCGGUUUUUGUUUUUUCUAGUUAGAUAUGCUCCACCAGCGUUAUCAUAGGGAGAAGAUUGAUGAUGACUGAUACUGAAGCACCUAGAAGUGAUCUCACGCGUUGACUUAAUCAAGUGAGCGACCCGAUUCACAUACGCGUCAAUCAUGAUCACAGCCGGAGCUUUUAACGUCAUCGUAUGGAUGCCGCUAGAGUUGUAAGACUUGAAAAAACUCUUUCUCUUGCUGAGCCAAUGGUAGGCCGUUCAUUUCCAAUUACGUAGUUGAUCGUAAUAAUUGUUCUUACUGUUACUUUCUUACGAGUCCCAGCUAUUCUUGCUAUCGUUACAUUGAAUCAUCCUUAUGCCUAUUGAAGAGCCGAUCAUUACCAAAAUAAAAACCACCACAUCAUGUUGGUACAAACACAACACAAACACAUGUCCUUGAGGAGACAACUUAGAAAAUUGACCUUGUGAUGUCCAUUCAUUCCCUAUGACUAAGUAAGAGUAACUCUGUAACUCUGACAAGAAGACAACCACUUCUGCGAGAGAAAGAAGAUAACCACUCGAGGAGACCAACCUACACAUAAAGAUACCACUCUGUACCACCAAGAAUACCACCAGUGGCAGAGAAGGGCCACCAGAGAUGCCAUGAUGAUGAAGCAGGGGGCCUCUCUCCCAUUAUUCGUUCUGCAUGGAACGAAGACAGAAACACCU
Messenger RNA from Amoebophrya sp. A25, 9948 nucleotides. The record is from the annotation of a GenBank genome assembly. Lineage: Eukaryota; Dinophyceae; Syndiniales; Amoebophryaceae.